Messenger RNA from Hevea brasiliensis (rubber tree), 2000 nucleotides. RefSeq names its product probable protein phosphatase 2C 38. The record is from RefSeq and is a predicted model, not a curated record. The coding region runs from base 111 to 1274 and encodes 387 amino acids. Gene Ontology annotation, molecular function: cation binding; protein serine/threonine phosphatase activity. Lineage: Eukaryota; Viridiplantae; Streptophyta; Magnoliopsida; Malpighiales; Euphorbiaceae. Gene Ontology annotation, biological process: protein dephosphorylation. The transcript has 4 exons.
GUUUUCUUAGAUUGGCUUCUAUGAACAUAUCCAUUGCUGGGUCUUUUGCAUAAAUAUAAAUAUAUACGUUGUAUCCUAAUCUUGUAGUCAUCGGUUGCGAUCUCUUAAAAAUGGUUAAACCGUGUUGGAGACCUCGUGUUGACGAUGAUGCCAGCGGAAAGGUUGAUGGAUUGGUGUGGUACAAGGACUUGGGGAACCAUCUUUAUGGAAAGUUCUCAAUGGCUGUUAUUCAAGCCAACAAUUUAUUGGAGGACCAAAGCCAGCUUGAAUCAGGGCCUUUGAGCUCUUGCAAUUCAGGUCCUCAGGGAACUUUCAUUGGGGUAUAUGAUGGACAUGCUGGAAUUGAGGCUUCAAGGUUUAUCAGUCACAAUCUUUUCUCCAAUUUCAAGGCAUUGGUGUCUAAGCAGCAGGACGUAUCAGGAAACGUUAUUAAGAGAGCUUUUUCAGCAACAGAAGAGGACUUUGUUUCUCUUGUGAGAAAACAGUGGCUCAAUAGACCCCAAAUAGCAUCGGUAGGAUCUUGCUGUUUAGUGGGAGUUGUAUGCUAUGGACAGUUGUAUAUUGCGAAUGCUGCAGACUCUCGGGCAGUCUUGGGGAGAGCAGAAACAGGAAAACUGAGAGUUAAAGCCAUGCAAUUAUCUAGGGAGCACAAUGCAAAUAUAGAAUCUGUUAGAAAUGAACUUCGAUCUUUACAUCCUGAUGAUUCCCAGAUUGUUGUCUUGAAGCACAAAGUGUGGUGUGUCAAAGGCAUCAUACAGGUUUCAAGAUCCAUUGGGGAUGCCUAUCUUAAAAGGGCAGAAUUCAACAAAGAUCCUCUACAGUCCAAGUACAGAUCGGCUGAACCAUUCCACAAGCCAAUCCUCAGUUCAGAGCCAUCAAUCUUAGUCCAUAAACUCCAAUCAGAAGAUCAGUUCCUCAUAUUUGCUUCUGAUGGUUUAUGGGAGCAUCUUAGCAACCAAGAGGCUGUUGAAAUUGUGCAAAAUUUCCCUCGCCAUGGAAUAACCAAAAGACUCGCUAAAGCUGCACUUAAGGAAGCAGCCAAAAAAAGGGAAAUGAGGUAUUCAGAUUUGGAAAAAAUUAAACCAGGGUUGAGAAGACAUUUUCAUGAUGAUAUCACAGUCGUGGUUGUGUUCGUAGAUUCUCACAUAAUCAACAGAAGCUUGUCUAAUAGUUAUCCAUUUUCAAUUCGAAGAGGGGUCCCCAGCCCAACUGAGUUACAGUCAGCAAGAUUCAGUGCAUUACCUAGAACUACAAUUGCUAAAAUGUUCACUUAACAAAGAUUGAUUUUCUUUGAGCUUUACCUGAAACUCCAUUUAGAGAGCCAAGAUUGGCUCUGGUUGAUUUGGGCGCAGAAAAUUGGAUGUGAAAACAAAGUUAAAAUACAUGUUAUUGUAUAGAUAUUAAACCGAGCAACCAGUAGUAGCUUGUUUACCGUACCAAUCAAAAUUGUUGAUGUCAAGUAGAAAUAAUCGAUCAUAUAUGCUUCAUUGAUGUAAAGAUUGGUGCAGUAUUGCAGUCUUUAGAACUAAAAGUUAACCAAAUUGCUGAUCUACUGCUUCAACAAUGGCAGAGCCUACAAAUGCCUUUCUCUGCCGGAUUUUCAAAUAAUCUCCCAUAACUACAGGAAUGGUCCUCCAUGAACCGUGAUUCAAGGAUUUGGCCAGUAAAACAAAGCUUGAGUUUCCUCAACAGCAAACUGGUGACUAAUGCACAUUAGACCAUACAAAACAAAGCUGAGUUCCUACAUUUUCAUCCCAAACACAGCACCCAACUUUUGGGAAGACUUGAUUUUUUUCCCCCAUUUUCUAUAACCCAUAUUGUUAUUUUUCACCUUUACAUUGUAAUUGCUUCAAUCUUCAAUGAUGGCAUGCUGAUAGUUUUGUAAUCAUGUGAAGUGCAAAACAAAGAUUGCAUUAACAAAUGCUCAUAACAUUUUUCAUGACUCGCAAGCCUCUGCGCUGUAUCCAAUCCCACCCUAAUGAUAAAAGUAAAAUCAAGUG